Saccostrea echinata is the source of this 973-nucleotide messenger RNA. RefSeq lists its product as uncharacterized. NCBI's taxonomy places the organism in Eukaryota, Metazoa, Mollusca, Bivalvia, Ostreida, Ostreidae. The transcript is spliced from 5 exons. The coding region runs from base 78 to 752 and encodes 224 amino acids. The record is from RefSeq and is a predicted model, not a curated record.
AAACAGUUCAGCGCUGAUCUUGCUGCAUAUCAAAUAUAUAAGGCUCUAAAGUUCAUAUCCAGAAUUAACUUGUAAGGAUGGAAAGAAAAUUUACAGCGGCGGCAGCAUUAAUUUAUACAAUAAUUACAUUUUUAUUAUGGCUUGCUGCUAUAGCAACACCAGGCUGGUUCAUUUUGUCAGUGGUAAAGUAUAAAUCACCCAAAAUGGAAGAGAUAUCUGUCGAGUUAAGCAUCUUUUACGUUCGGGUCUGUGACAACAGCAAGUGUAAACAUCUCAAUUAUGCGGAUUUACCAGAGGAUUCAACGACUACAACAGAGCAUUAUCCCUCGUUCCCGGAGACUCAGUUUGAGUGUAUGACUGCACUAGUUAUCUGCUUUAUUUGCCUUUUAUUUCUGCUGAAUCCUUCGUUUUCCUCUAAAGUUAAAGCUGUUGGAGUUAUGAUGUUCAUUGCAGCCCUGUUUGAAUUGACUCUGGUGAUCAGAAUUACCGUCGCUAACGUUUUAGCUGAAAAAACAGUUCAUUCUUUAAGGACAACACAGAAAGACUUGGACAAUUUCGAUACAAAAAUCAGACUUAAGACUCCUUAUUCGGUCAUUCUUGCGGGCAUUGGUCUGAUUUUCAGCAUCCUGUCCAUGACUUUCAGUGCAGUUUUGUACUCAAAAGUCCCUCGAGAAAAUCCAGCUGAUCAGAUUCUGGAAGUGUUGCCAUCACAAUCUCCUAAGAAUUUCAAAGAGCUUGAGGAGGAGCAUUAAUGAUAAUUUUUGCAAUAUAAUCUGUAACAAUUUCUGUAUAUCUGGGUGUCUCAUAAAAGGGUUUUUUGUAGUCUGUUAUCAUAUCAAAUUGCGUAUAAGAUAGCAUCUCUUUUGUUUUAUUAGAUAAUAAUAUUAAUGUAAAGGUUGAAUUUAAUUGAUUUAUAUUGUAUUUUGUCAAAUAAGCAGUAUUUCAGCCAUAUUUUGGAGCUGACUCCAAAAAA